CCCCCGAAGCCCACCCGGAGGCCCGGAGAGCAGGUUCGGGAGGUCGGGGGCGGGAAGGCGGCCGGCAGAGAGACAGAGCGACUGGGAGACAGAUGAAGAGACCCAGGCAGAGAGAGGGGUCAAGGCCCGGGGACCAAGAGAUGCGGAGGUAGGGGAGGGCCCGGACGGGCCGGGGGAGCCGGGCCGGGGAGGAUACGGAGCGUCUUCCACGGGAAACGCGUCUUUCUGGCCCCGGCUCCGAGGCCCACCCCCGUCCCUCCCUUUUCCUGGAGGUGGGGUUCUUCCCCUCGCAAAAAGCCCCCGCAGCCGGCCCCCCGCAGCCGGAGCCGGCGGAGCCUCGGAGCGGGAGCCGCGGCCGGGGGGCCCCUCCGGAGCCCGAGCCAUGGGUCCGCCGGGGGACCCGCUCCCGGGUCGCUGACCUCGGGCGCCGGGCCCAGAGAGCGGGCUUGGAUCCGGACGCCGGGCCUCGCCGCUCGGGCCCGGCCCUCCGCGGGGCGCCAUGGCCUGGGCCCUCCGCUUCCUGUCCCGGCUGGCCGGCCUGUGCCUGGCCCUGGCCCCGGCCACGGGGGACCGGGAACUGACGGCGCUGCCCGUGCGGUUCGUCGUGGCGGAGGAAGUGGCCUCGGGCACGGAGAUCGGGCGGCUGCCCGGGGGGCCGGGGGCCGCGGGCGAGGCCGGCGCGGGGGGCUUCCGCGUCCUGCAGGCCUCGCAGGCCGCCCCGGUGCGGGUGGAGCCCGCCACCGGCCGCCUCCGCACGGAGGGCCGCCUGGACCGCGAAGCGCUGUGCCCGGGCCGUGACCCCUGUCUGCUGACCUUGGACGUCCUGGCCCCGGCCGGGCGCGCCAUCUUCCACGUGGAGGUGCUGGUCCGCGACGUCAACGACCACGCGCCCCGCUUCCCCAAGGCCGAGCAGGCCCUGGAGAUCUCGGAGAGCGCCGCCCCGGGCACCCGCGUCCCGCUGGACCGGGCCCUGGACCCCGACGCCGGCCCCAACGGCCUGCAGGCCUACGGCCUGUCGCCCAGCCGGCACUUCGCCCUGGAGGUGGCGCGCGGGCCCGCCGGGGCCCGCCGUGCCGAGCUGGUGGUGGUCCGGCCUCUGGACCGGGAGGCGCAGGCGGCCUUCGAGCUGGUGCUGAGCGCCUCGGACGCCGGGGCCCCGCCCCGCUCCGGGAGCGCCCUGGUCCGCAUCCGCGUCCUCGACUCCGACGACAACAGCCCCGCCUUCGCCGAGACCGCGCUGGCCGUGGCCGUCCGGGAGGACGCCCCGCCCGGCUCCCUCCUGCUGAACCUGACGGCCACGGACCCGGACCGGGGCCCCAACGGGGGGGUGGAGUUCGCCCUGGGCCCGCACGUGUCCGCCGAGGUCCGGGCCACCUUCCACGUGGACGCGGCCACGGGCCAGGUGCGGCUGCGCGGGCCGCUGGACUUCGAGCGACGGACGGCUUACGAGCUGGACGUCCAGGCCCGGGACAGGGGGCCCGGCCCCAUCCCCGCCCACUGCAAGGUCCUGGUCGACGUCCUGGACGUCAACGACAACGCCCCGGCCAUCCGGGUGGCCUGGGCCUCGCGGCCCCCCGGGGUGGCCGAGGGGCUGCCCCCGGGCCGCCUCGUGGCCCUGGUGACGGCCGGCGACGCCGACUCCGGGGCCAACGGGGAGGUCCGCUGCUCCCUGAGCCGGGGGCCGGGCCCGUUCCGGCUCCGGCCGACGCCCGGCCGCGGCUACCUGCUCGUGACGGCCGCCACGCUGGACCGGGAGGCCCAGGCCGAGUACCGCCUGACCGUGCUGGCCCGGGACGGCGGCGAGGCCCCGCGCUCGGCGCUGGAGCAGCUGACGGUCCCCGUGCUGGACGUGAACGACAACCCGCCGGCCUUCGAGAGGGCGGCCUACGGCGUGGCCUUGCGGGAGAACAACGAGCCCCCGACCCUCCUGCUCACCGUCCGGGCCCGCGACGCCGACCUGGGCCCCAACGGCCGGAUCGGCUUCCGCCUCCGGGACCCUCCGGCCGCCGGGCUGGUGGCCGUGGACCCGGUGACGGGCGCCGUCUCGGCCCUGCGGCCGCUGGACCGCGAGCGCGCCGCCGGCUUCGAGUUCCUCGUGGUGGCCGAGGACGGGGGCCGCCCGCCGCUCUCGGCCAGCGCCACCGUCCGCGUGAGCGUGCUGGACGCCAACGACAACGCCCCCGUGGUGCUCCGGCCAGAGCCCCGGGAUGGGCUGGCCCACCUCUCCGUCCUCGUCAACUCCUCCACGGGCCGGGUGCUGAGCCCGGCCGGGGAGGAGGGGCCCCCGGGCCCCGGGCCCGUGCCGCUGCUGACCGUCGUGGCCCGCGACGCCGACGCCGGCCCCAACGGGGACGUCCGGUUCUCCCUGCUGGGGUCCGGCGCGGGGGACCCGUUCGUCCUGGACCCCCGCUCGGGCCGGCUCUACCUGAACGUCAGCGACGCGGGGGCCCUGCUGGGCAGCGAGCGGGAGCUGACCGUGGCCGUGGCCGACCGGGGGUCCCCCCCGCUGGAGACCCGGCUGCGGCUCCGGGUCUCGUUUGCCGGCACCGCCGACGCCCAGAGGCGGCCGGCCCGGGGGGCGGCCGGCCCCCUGAGCCCCCCGGCCCUGACGGCCAUCUGCUUGGCCGCCCUGCUGGGCUCCUCGGGGCUGGGCCUGGCGCUGGCCGCGUCCGUCUGCAGGCGCGACCGCAGGCGGGUGGCCGGCGCCUACGACUGCCGCGUGGCCGAGACCGGCUGCCGCCCCGGGCCCCGGUGCCAGCGGAGGCCGAUCCGGAAAGCCGACAUCCGCCUGGUGCCCGGGGCCCGGGCCGGUCCCGCCGCGGGGCCGGAGGGCGGGCCGCGGGCCCGGCCCGCUCCCCCGGAGGCCCCGUUCCCUCUCACCCCGACCCUGUACCGGACCCUGAGGAACCAGAGGGACCCGGCGGGCUCCCCCGACGGCGGAGGGGUGACCCCAGACCCCCUAGGCCUGCUCCUCUUCCCUCCGCGGCGGAAGAGCGGAUCGAGGGAGAACCUGAGCCCGCCGGCCCCGCCGGCCCCGCCGGCCCCGCCGGCCAGGCCCGGCGACCCCCGGCCCUCGGGGCCCGCCGGCCCGGCCUCCUGCCCCACCCUGAGGCGGCAGAGGAACGCGGACCCCCAGACGGCCCCGGGGCCACGGCACAUCCUCCGGAGCUUGGUCCGCCUGUCGGUCGCCGCGCUGGCCGAGCGGAGCCCCGCGGAGGAACUCACGGCGGACUCCCUCCAGGUGCAGCAAAUCUCGCAGCUGCUGGCCCUGCUCCACCGAGGGCAGUUCCAGCCUCGCCCCAACCACCGCGGGAACAAGUACCAGGCCCGAGCGGCGGGGGACAGGUAACCCCCGACCCCCAACCCCGAGGACCCCUCCUCUUCCCGUCGGACGUCAACUCAUCCCUUCGCAGCGAAGCCCGCGCCAACGCGGAGACACGAUGAGAUUGGCAUUCGUCAAGCGCUCGCUGUGCGCCAGGCGCCGGGGACCCCGGGAGCGGAGACCGAUGGGCCGGGCCCCAAGGACGGGGAAGCCCCGGCCCAGACCGGCGAGGGCGAGGGGCCGGAGAGCGCCCCGGGCCUCUCUGUGAAGCGGAUGUUGGAGGAAGAACUGGAGAACCUGCUGGACCCCCAGACCGGCCUGGCGCUGGACGGGCGGACCUCCGUGGACCCGGCCUGGGUGGCCCGGCUGUCGCUGCCCCUAGCCGCCGACUACCACGACAACCUGUUCUCCGAGCCGGACGCCGGCCCCGAGGACCGGCCCCGCACCUUCCGGACGUUCGGCAAGGCGGCCGGGCCGGGCGCGGGUCCCGAGGCCUCGCGGACGACCGGCGCCAGCGCCUUCCUCUCGGAGAUGAGCGUCCUGUUCGAGGCGCUGCUGGCCCGGGACCAAGGCGGGGUCACCGAGGCCGAUGCCAACGAAGCCGCCUCCCGGGUGCUGCAGCGGCUCUCCGACUGCGGAAAGACCCUGGGGCUGGACUUCCCCGGGGGGGCCGGGGUUUGAGGCCCGUCCCGGGGCCGCCGGCCUCGGCCGCCGCCCGCCGCAGGGCGACCGGAUCCCCAGAGGGCACCUUCCCCCGCGACGUCUGGCUCCCCGGACUGCCGACGGCGGCACCCCUGAGGCUCGGGGAAAGAACCGGGGCCCCGGGAGGGCUCCCGGCCUCGCAGAGGGACCGGUGCCUUCCGGGGGUCCCGUGCUCGCAGGGAAGCAGCCCGCGGCUGGCGUCGGGCGAAGCGGUAUCCCCCGCCAACGCUCAGCGGGGCAGAGAGGCCGGCCGGAACCCACUCGGGAGACUCGGGUUGGAGUCCCAGCUCUGCCGCUGGCCUGCCGUGCGACCACGGGAAUGUCGCUUACCCUCUCCGGGCCCCUGCCUCACCUCUAAACCGGGGAUGAGAGGCCUGCUCUCCGUCCCUCUUAGACCGUGAGCCCCGAGCAGGACGGGGACUGGGUCUGAGUGGAUCAUCUCGGGCCCACUCAAUAUUGGCACCUAGUAAGCGCUUAAUAAAUGGUUAGUUAAUGAA
This is a messenger RNA of Ornithorhynchus anatinus (platypus), 4521 nucleotides long. It is a transcript of the gene PCDH12, whose product is annotated as protocadherin 12. Lineage: Eukaryota; Metazoa; Chordata; Mammalia; Monotremata; Ornithorhynchidae. Gene Ontology annotation, molecular function: calcium ion binding. Gene Ontology annotation, biological process: homophilic cell-cell adhesion. The record is from RefSeq and is a predicted model, not a curated record. The transcript has 4 exons. Gene Ontology annotation, cellular component: plasma membrane.